UCCUAAAUUAACUGAUUAAUUUCAGCAGUAAUAUCAUUUCAGACGUUCAUUUCAGUUCCUUUAUAUAGUUCAAAUUACAAAUUUUGUAAUGUAAUGCUUCAAUUUUAAUGAUCGAUAAGUUAAUCAUGAAAAUCACUAGUAACUUAUCUAGGUUUUUUCUGUAACCGAAGUAGCAUGAAGUUAGCUAAGUCUGACAUUUAUUGAGCAGCAUUUUUGGGCACGUUUGAGGGCUAUGUUUAUUAUUUCUUAUGUAUUUAUAUAGCACGGAUACACAAAAAUGUAGGAAAAUCAAAGUAUGAUGCACUCGUGGUGUUUAAUAAAGUAUCAGAUCAAUAUUUUACAAUAUGCACAAUUAUAACAAUAAUAUUCGAUUGAUUAAAAUAUAAAUUUGUCUUAAUAAUCUCUCACUAGACGAGUUGCCAAUUUAAGAGGCUCCUCCAAGUUUCUGCUUUACCAGGUCCUAAAAUAUUUAUAGUAUCUGGCAUGUAAUUUCUAUAAUUUGUACAAGUUCAAAUGAAAAUCGUUCAAUAAGUAUUUCGAGAAAAGGGAAUGAACGUAUCAUUUUUGUAUCGUGUAAGAUGUCAUCCACAUUUCCAAUCGUUUCUUGUUGUGAGAUAGAUUACAAAAUUUCUAUAAAUUCUAGCGAUAAUAGUUCUAAAGGGGUCAAAUAUUUUCUACCGUCAGAGGUUGCGGUACACAAUACAUCAGUCGACUGUUGGGUCUCGUACAAUGACGAAGUGUACGAUUUAACUGAUCUCUGUAAUAUUUGGGCCAACAAAAGAGAAAUCAAACCUAUUUUAGCCCAUGCUGGCAAAGAUAUCAGUCAUUGGUUUGAUCACGAAAAAAAUGAUAUCAGAUAUCAUAUACAUCCGGUUACCGGAGUAUCAGUGCCUUAUUGUCCACACGGACCGAUACCGGAUGCAACUUCUUCUUGCGUAGUACCUGCUGCUACUUGGCGGCCCUUAGACAAAUGCCCUUGGUGGUUAGAUCCAAAGUACAAAAUAGGACUCUUAACCAAGAAUGCACGACCCUGUCGAAUUUUAAAUGUACUCACUGGUAUCCAAGUUGUUAUAAUGGUUUGCGAAGAAGAUACCAUCAGACGGAUUCAAGAACGUGCUCGUAUUUACAAUGAAAAUGUGGCAUCUUACACGUGGAAAUUCGAGGGAAAGAAUAUAGAUCUUGACUUGACUUUAACAGAAAAUAAUAUUCCUGACGAACGGAAUCGCUUCGCAGCUUGUGGACUUUCUGAGGAUUAUUACAUCCCGUCUCUAAUGUGUUAUUACAAUUAUGAAUGA
Messenger RNA from Osmia bicornis bicornis, 1295 nucleotides. Its product is annotated as cytochrome b5 domain-containing protein 1. Lineage: Eukaryota; Metazoa; Arthropoda; Insecta; Hymenoptera; Megachilidae. The record is from RefSeq and is a predicted model, not a curated record. Bases 579 to 1295 code for a protein of 238 amino acids. The transcript is spliced from 2 exons.